UAUAUAAAUAAAAUAGAGAGACAGAGGCACAAGUUACUUUUCAUAGAAUAUAAACAAACUUUUCGAGAUAAUAUAUACAUAUAUACCAAUAGACGUUCCGAGACCAUUGGAAAAAUGCACCAUCAAUACUGCAGGCGUAAUGAAAUUAAUUUUCUAACGGACCGUCUGACCCUACCCCUGUUCCUAGCCACCCGCGUCAGCUCGAAGAAAAGUUAUGAAUACAGAACAAGAACUGAGGAAAUCAUCCAGAAAAUGUGUGAAGAAGAAAAGCGACUGAAUACGAAAAUGCGAAGCGUUUAUGAAAAACGCAUUGGAAUAUAUGCAGAAAACCCAAGACCCUGCAUAAACUUGCGACACAUCAAGCUGGUGCGCGACCACAGUGAUACCAAAUAUUUUCAUUUACCACCGAAUAUCUACGAAACCGACAAAAUACCAUUUGAGAAACGACGCGGGUUAGGCGGCGCUUACUGGCAUAGAUCGUCUACGAACAAGUUGUCCUUAGGUAAUGCACAAGUCACAAACUGGCAGUUCUAUAAUAUACCGCGUGAUAGCGAUCGCUUCACGAAUCGACAUAAUCAUUACAAAGGCAAAUUUCGGACAAUGACACCGAAAGGUCGCGGCACAAAAUGGAAUUCACAGAGCGAUCUCGCCGAAAAGCAAAGCGAUCUGGCAAAGGACUCCCAACUAAACCGUCUUAAUCUAAAUUGGGAUUUAACAUCUCAACAUUACAAUCUCCGAACAAAUGCAGCUAAACCAAAUCCACAUGUAUUUUUACAAAAUUCCUGUGUACCAGAAAAACGAAUGAGCUAUAUACCGCGUCAUCAAAGCUUUCAACCUGCUGUUGGUCGUUACGAAAUUGCAAUGGAAGCCGCCAUUCAACCCGUCAUCCAACCCGCUAUCAAACGCGUUCCCUACGUGUCGAUCAAAAAGAAACUCAGCCAUUCACAAAGCAUUCCAAAAAUUGUAACUGGCGGUGUACGACGACGUCUUCUUCACUGGAUGCUGGAUGCAGCAACGCUCACGCAAGCAAAACUGUUUGAUCUUGAUGACCUGGAAGAGCCGCAGCUUAGAAGAGCAUCGACCUCAAGACAUGCACAAAAAGUAAUGCCGAUGAAAGUAGCAAAUAUUCGAUUUAACUCAAUUAUUGCGGAGCCGAGGAUGAAAAUCAAUGUUGGAAGUUCUAAACAACCAGCUCCGCGUGCAUCUGCAGCCAGCAAACAGUUUCAGUUAAGCCGCAAGGAAGCGGCUGUGCAAAAACAGUUUGUCGCUAAAAGGGAGUACAAGCGUAACUUCAAAUUUCGGCCACUUCCCUCGCCGAAAGUCUUGGCUACAAAGACAGAGAUCUUCGCAAAUAUAUAUUCUUGCGAUACGCCGUGCUUUUAUUUUAGAAAGCUUGAUAUCAAUAAGUUUCUGAAAAAGUCAACUGCAAAUAAAACUCAAACUAAAUGUUAA
Molecule: messenger RNA, 1452 nt
Organism: Bactrocera neohumeralis
Lineage: Eukaryota; Metazoa; Arthropoda; Insecta; Diptera; Tephritidae
Exons: 5
Coding region: 115-1452 (445 amino acids)
Source: RefSeq, a predicted model, not a curated record